This is a messenger RNA of Dentiscutata erythropus, 2292 nucleotides long. The record is from the annotation of a GenBank genome assembly. NCBI's taxonomy places the organism in Eukaryota, Fungi, Glomeromycota, Glomeromycetes, Diversisporales, Gigasporaceae.
AUGUUUCUUGAAAAGGCAAAAUUUUGGCAAACCGGCGGAGUAUGCAUGCAAGUUUAUCAGUUUAUAACAAUGCUCUGUCGAAUUUGGUUAAAAGCAAUCAUUCCUGAUUACCGUAAUAGUAGUAUUUAUGAUACUUCAACAACAACUAAAUUUCCUUCAAAAAAUCUUUCUGACCUUGAUGGUUCUUCAAAUGAUCAAUCAAAACAAAUUUCUUUUUCUUCAAAAAAAAUUUUAUCGAACAAUAUUAAUUCUCAAAAUGAUAAUAUUCCAAAUUAUCUAAAAUCUCGAAAACCACAGCACCAUCUUAAACGUAUGGAAUCUGCUCCUGUAAUACAUACUCCUAACAUUCUUUACGAUAAUAUUGUAAUUACUCAAUUUAUAUAUGCUGAAGAUGAUGUGGAUGUUAAUGGACAAACAAUGCUUGAAUCUCCAACCACUGAUCAUCGUCAAUUAAAGAUCUUUUCUUCUUCAAAAGAUAAAAGAAAAUCAUUACGUCCUAGAAAUGAUCCUUACUAUGUGAUACAGACCAAACAACCUACUGAAUUCAAACCAUACAUCAAAGAUAUAAUUCCUGUCGAAAAUCCUUAUUCUUACAUUGGUACACUUCCAUCUUUAGACAUAGCAAAUCUUCAUCGUUCAUUCUCAUCCGCUCAAACAAUUCGUAUUACUGGUGUUCAAAAUAGACGUAAUGGUGAUGCAUUUAGUACUACAACUAGUUCAUUUCAACCUUCAAAAGAUGGAACUUUUCUUUUAAAAAUAACAAAAGGUGGUAAACUUGGAAGAAAAAUUGAUUUAAUUGAUGGUAAAAAGAAAGGUGGAAGAAAUUGGAAAUUAUAUGGUGUUAUAUUAAGUGGAAGUCAAUUAAUGUUUUUUAAAGAUGAAGCUUGGUUUAAUACACAAAUGAGUGAAUUAAAAAAUGGGAAAUCACCGAAACUUCCUGUCUUAAAACCUGAUGCGAUCCUAAUGACGGCAGAUUCAGUUGCGGUAUACGAUAAAAGCUAUGAUAAAUACAAAAAUGUAUUUAGAUUAGUUUGUCCACAAGGUCAUCAAUAUUUAUUUCAAGCCGAAAAUGAUAUUGAAAUGAAUGAUUGGAUAUCAAAAAUUAAUUAUGCUGCUACUUUUAAAACUGUUGGUUUAAAAAUUAGAAAUAUUAGAAGUGGUACUAGUGGAGUUUCAAAUGAUAAAGUUCCUAUUAGUAAAAAGCAUACGGAUGGAAUUAAAUUUGGAAAUUCGGGUAUUAGUAGAAGAGAUGCGAAAAAAGGACAUGAUAAAUUUAGAACUUUUCCCAGAUUAAAAGAAGAUAAUGCUAAAGAUGCUCAAGGACGUGCCAACUUGCUACGCUCAAAAAUCGAAGAACUUCAAGGAAAAAUUUCAACGUUAACUGCUCAACUUCAAAAUGAAGUUCGAUUUCGUAAUAAUCUAUUUGUCAUGAUCCCUUAUAAAGCAUCAACAAGAGAUCGAAUAAUACAAAUUGCAAAUAACGUAGCAACUAAACUUCGACAUACAUGUUUAGAAUUAUCAAGAUUAGUAUGUUAUCAUGAAAUAUUAGAAAAAGAUUUAUGCGCUACAGUAAUGGAAGAUGAUAGAUAUUGGUUAAAUAGAAGAAGUAUGUAUAGACUUUGUGGUGAAAGUAGUUCAGAAGAUAAUAUUUCUUUAAUUGGUUCUAUAACGGGUGGUGAUGAUAGAGUUUCAGCAAUGAUUUCUACAUCUUCAUUAUCUUCUAUGCAAUAUUCAAGUAAUGGUGGUGAUAGUUAUGGUGGAGGUUCAAGUCAAACUACUGUUUCUCAACAUGAUGAAGAAGAAUUUGUAUAUCGUCAUGGAAAUGCUUCAGAAUUUGAUUUAGGUUUUGAAAAUGUUGGAAAAGAUAAUAAUUUAGAUGAUGAUAUUAAAGAUGAUGAUGUUGAAUCAUUUACUUUUGAAAAUAAUAAUAAUAAUCUUAAUAAUGUAAAAGUUGAUAUUAAUAGUGAUAUUGAUUCGAUGAAAGAUAGAUCUGAUAUAAUAGAUUUGCAAACAAUAGAUCCUAGAAUUAUAGAAGCUUUAUCCAUAACGGAUAAUAGUCCAUCUGAUGUAUUUAAUAACAUUAUCAAGGAAAAUGAUUCAUUACCACUGGUGGAAACUAAUAUACCAAAAUCUAGUAUAAUGACUUCUUUAGUUAUAGUUGAUGAUUAUGAGGUUACUGUUGAUGAUGACGAUGAAGAAGAGGAGGAAGAAGAGGAAAUAUUUGUAGAUAGUUAUGAAUUUAGUGAUAGUGAAGAUGAUGAUGAGUUUGUAGAUGCUGAAGAAUAUAUUUGA